Parastagonospora nodorum SN15 is the source of this 90-nucleotide messenger RNA. RefSeq lists its product as hypothetical. The transcript has 2 exons. The record is from RefSeq and is a predicted model, not a curated record. NCBI's taxonomy places the organism in Eukaryota, Fungi, Ascomycota, Dothideomycetes, Pleosporales, Phaeosphaeriaceae. The coding region runs from base 1 to 90 and encodes 29 amino acids.
AUGAGCUCACGACGACCGGGUGUGCCGCGACCUGAAGCAUGGGCUGGGGCCUCGAUAUGGAUAAGACGGCUGAAAUCGAAUGGCCAGUGA